Messenger RNA from Lasiosphaeria miniovina, 855 nucleotides. RefSeq lists its product as uncharacterized. The transcript has 2 exons. The record is from RefSeq and is a predicted model, not a curated record. The coding region runs from base 75 to 548 and encodes 157 amino acids. NCBI's taxonomy places the organism in Eukaryota, Fungi, Ascomycota, Sordariomycetes, Sordariales, Lasiosphaeriaceae.
GCCGUGGGAUAGUGAAUGCUGAGAACCCCGCAAUUAGGAGUCCGCAGAGAAAUCUGUUUAGCAAACAAACCUCAAUGGCGUCAAGUACAUUCUCCUUGGAAGUGGCAGAGAGGUGCCUCGAUGAAGACGGCUUCUUUCGUCUAGAUAACCCAUCGAUAGGCGAACAUAUAUCAGAUCUUGAACAGAAAGGCUUUCCCUGGGUCUCGAAAUAUGGACUAGACUUUUGCCGAAAAUAUGUCCUCGACGAUAGAAAUAUUAAGGCCGUUGUCGAAUCCAUUCUUGGGGAAUGCACGCUCGUACACUUGUUGAGAUACGAAGCAUACCCUGAUCAUAUAGUGUCCUGGGCGGGCGGCUCAAAUGUUGGUCGGCACUCUCUGCUGGUUCAUCUACACCCUAAAGGAGCGCAAGUGGAAUAUUACAAAGGUUCGCACAUACACGACCUGCCUAGGAAGAGGGGUGCUCGGUUUUUAUGGGAAACCGAGCCGUCUGCCCUUUCUGAAGUGAACUGCAUAGCUAAGGCAGAACCUUUCCCCGAUGGCGGCAUGUAAGUAAUCGCUUCACUCUAACAGGCUCGUUCUGAUAUGUUCUUAGAGUCAUUCUCGAUGGUAGACUACGCUACGUCCUAGUGAAAGCGUACACUAUUGCGGUCGAGUUUGUGAAGAGUGACAGUCUCGACAAAAAGUGGCCCAAAAUUCCAGUCCCCCUCGAGCUAGAGCCGCAAGUCCUAAGCAUGGAGAGUGAGAAGAUUAGGGUGAAUUAUGAGCUUGUCGAAAAGCAAAGAAGCAAUGUCGGGAAGCGAGGCAAGAGCGUUGAGGAACAAAGCAAGACAUAACUAUUAAGUCUAAUAAUGUGGAA